GUUGUGCUCUACAUUUAAGACCAAGGGUCUCUCCGCCACCUGGGCCCGAAUAACUUCUCCCGCAGGAGGCAGCGGCGACAGCAUCAGCCUGCGGGCGGGACAGACGGACAGGAGGACAGAGAGGAAUAAGCGCUCCUGCCCCGAUCUGGCCGGUGUCCCCCCCCCCCGCCUCCAUCUCUCGGAGGAAGCCCCCAUCCCCUGGGAGCGGGUCCCCGGAGCUGGGGGUCGCCUGGAAUCCCUCCCCCCACCUUCUCCUUGCCCCGAGGAGCCCGCGUUGCCCCCGGGGCUGUGAAUAAAGCGGAGUCCGAGGGGUGGACAGGUAGAGGUGCCCAUCUCCUGCGCGCAGGGCGAGCUCCGGCUUCCCAGCCCUCCUCCUCGAACGGGAGGCAAACAAAAGACGGCGAGAGAGGCAGCGAGAGUUGCCUGCAAGUUUAGCGCCUUCCAGUCGUGACUCGCAGAGAUAAAUGAUAGUUUGGAGGUGCGCGCAGUUAAUCAACGCUCCGGCUGCCUUACAGCGCGUGCAACCCGCAGAUCAUUAGGUUAAAUGGAGGACAUUCGUGUCUUUCCAGAAUCAAUGCAAUUAUUGUUGCCAACAAGGACAACAACUGGAGUGGCAGAGCUAAUUUUACUAACCUGCUAUUAAUUACGGUGUCCCCCACGCCCCAGACGGCGUUUAUAACCCGCGGGAGAGAGCGGUGCUGGCUGCUUCUUGUUUUAAAACGUGAAAAGUUGGAAGCGGAGUGCCUGGCCGCGUUGGAAAGUGUUAAUCAGUAGGAAAGAGUGUGAUCAGUAGAGCUAUUCACUUGAACGUCACUGUGGUACAGGGGGUUACUGGAGUGAUUGUGGCGCCUGGGGACCGAAGGCACUGGUGCCGCUCCGCUCAGGUAUUACACACUGAGACAUGUCUGCGUUAGUUCUCCCCGGCUCCCUGCAAAGUCAGCCAGCUCAGGCGAGAAGACAGCAGCCCUGCCAUGGCACAGCCGUCGCUACGAGGUUUUAGCCGGAGCCUGGCGUGAUCGCAGCAUCUAGGGACCUGUGGUUACCAAUCAAUUGGUACAACAGCAGAGCCAGGCUGCAAUAGCGUGCAGAUCAGACGUCUCGCCUUGUUUCUAGAUAACUGGGAGCCUCUGUACCAUGUCAUAUCCUCAGUUUGGCUACCCUUACUCCUCUGCACCCCAGUUCCUGAUGAGCACCAACUCCCUGACGACCUGCUGCGAGUCCAGCGGCCGGACUCUGGCCGAUUCGGGGGCUGCCGCGUCCGCCCAGACCCCCGUGUACUGCCCGGUGUACGAGAGCCGCCUCCUCGCCACCGCCCGGCACGAACUCAACUCCGCGGCCGCCCUGGGGGUCUACGGCAGCCCCUACGCCGGGCCCCAGGGCUAUGGAAACUACGUGACCUACGGCACCGAGGCGCCCGCCUUCUAUUCCUUGAACAGUUUGGAGGCGAAGGACGGGAGCGGCUCUGCGCAUGCGGGCAUCGCCCCGGCCGCUGCCUACUACCCCUACGAUCACACCCUCAGCCAGUACCAGUAUGACAGGUACGGCACGAUGGACGGUGGAACGAGGAGGAAAAACGCCACCCGGGAGACCACCAGCACGCUGAAGGCCUGGCUGCAGGAGCACCGCAAGAACCCCUACCCCACCAAGGGCGAGAAGAUCAUGCUGGCCAUCAUCACCAAGAUGACCCUCACCCAGGUCUCCACCUGGUUCGCCAACGCCCGACGGCGGCUCAAGAAGGAGAACAAGAUGACCUGGCCGCCGCGGAACAAGUGCUCGGACGAGAAGAGGCCCUACGAGGAAGAGGAGGAGGAGGAGGAAGAGGAAGGCUCUCAAGAAGAGGCGAUGAAGAGCGGGAAAGCCGAGGAGCCCACGGGCAAGGAGGAGAAGGAGCUGGAGCUCAGCGACCUGGACGAGUUGGACGCCGCCGAGUCGGAGAGCUCGGAGUGCGAGCUGAGACGGCCCUUCCCGCACCCUGUCCCGCACCAGGGCGGCAGCCACCCGCCGCGGGCCACCGAGCCCCCCGCCAAGCUGCCACCGCCGCCGGCCGCCGCCGAGGAGGAGGAGGAGGCAGCGGAGCGGGCGAGGAGCUGCUUGAAGACUGCGGCGGAGUGCGGCCCCGACCCGCUGGGCGCCCGGCAGUCCAAAAUGUGCUUCCAGCAGGGGCAGCAGCUGCUGGAGGCCAAGCCCAGGAUCUGGUCCCUGGCUCACACCGCCACGUCCCUCAACCAAGCCGAAUACCCCUCCUGCAUGCUGAAGCGGCAGGGGGGCUCGGCGGCCGCCGCCGUCCCCGCCCCGGCCAUCGACAGGCACCAGGAUUCGCCUGUCACCAACCUCAGGAACUGGGUGGACGGGGUGUUUCACGACCCCCUGUUCAGGCACAGUACUUUGAACCAAGCCUUGAGCAACACGACAGUUUCCUGGGCUACCACCAAAGGAGCCAUCCUGGAAACGGGCGCCUUGGGACGCGCGGUGGGGAACGGCGCCGCCGUGCUCAAGGGGCAGCUCGCAAACCUGGCCCACCAUGACUCGAACAAAGAGUUCCUCGCCUUCCCCAAAGCGGGCAGCAAAAUGUUUUGUUCCUAACGGGCCCGCCGAGGACUUCCUAAGGCUUGAAGAGUCAGACACACUGAAAAGAGACUUGCGAGAGUUCAAAUACAAUUUUUUUUAUAUAUAUAUAAAGCAACACAAACGAGGAUUUAACGUUCAGUUUGCUCAAUUCAACAGACAGACUUUGCUCAUUGCUGUCCUGAAGAAUAACUCCUGGCUGCGACUUUAAGGGAUCAAUGUCGUGAAAAGUUAUUUAAUUCCAUGUCCAAAAAAGAGAAAAAAAAAAAAAAAAAAAAAAAAAGAAGCACGUACUAUAGCUUAGACCUACUUAAAAAGUUUACAUCCGAAAGUUUACAAACGGGAAAUUUUAAUUCAGAUUUAAUUUAAGGCAUGCCGACAUUAGUUAUAAAGACUUUCGAGAGUUUUUUCCUCCUGAUUUUCUUGUUAGCAUAUACUUCACAAACAGCACUUCUACUAAGUUUACACCUACUGCACAAUAUUUAUCUUGACAAAAAAAAAAAAAAGAGAAUAUGUUAAAGGUAUGUUCACUCCAAUAAAUUGUCUGUUUCAGAGGUAACACAAGUGGUGGCGUUUUGCAUUAUGCAACAAAACACCUUUUAGGUUUCAAAAUCCCCCCUCGGAGCCGCUCCCAGUAAUGCCAAGGACUGUCAACAGGCUGCCGGGAGGGGGAGAAAAGCGGCACGGCGAGGGAGGAUGGAGCUGCGGGAGGGAUGCUUGGCUGCUCCAAAGCUUUCCCGUGUCCCCGCUGAGGCGGGGUGGGAGCAUCUUCCCCCCUUCCCGAGCUGCGGCCGGGCGGGGGUUUUCGGCCGCAAAGGGCUGGGCUUAAGCAGCAAUUGAUUCACAUGGAAAAUGUGAUCUUUUAAAAGAACCGUUUUAGCUUUCCAGCUCCUCUGCCGCUAUGGAGAAUCGCUGAUCCUCCAUGAAUAUUUCAGCAUUUCAGGACAGAUGCUUUCCCGUUUUGACAUUAAAUAGAGUGCAGCCAACAUAAAAGAGAGAGAGGAAGAGCGCUCUCGACGUGUGAUUCAGGAGCACUAGCAGCCAAUUUACCACUUAGACCACAGGCGUUUAAAAUAUUUCCUCUUCUUCCUGGGAACGAGAACAAAGUUUACUGAUCCCUAGACCGGCAGAGAGGGACGACUGCUGGCAAAGAGGCGGCGAGGCAAUAGCAGACCCGGUUUAGCCAGACCGGCCUAAACCCCCUGAGCUGCGCUGCCCGGGGAUGCGAGGGAAAACCGACAGAGCCCGAAGGACCGAGCUGACACUGGACAAGCAGAAGACCUUUUCCUGUCUCCUGGCCUCCUCGCCCAUCCCACCUCUACGGCUCCCCGCCAGCGCCCUCGCACUCCAAUAAAUAAAUAAAUAAGAA
Molecule: messenger RNA, 3934 nt
Organism: Cuculus canorus (common cuckoo)
Lineage: Eukaryota; Metazoa; Chordata; Aves; Cuculiformes; Cuculidae
Gene: IRX4
Product: iroquois homeobox 4
Exons: 6
Coding region: 1135-2583 (482 amino acids)
Biological process (GO): regulation of transcription by RNA polymerase II; cell development; neuron differentiation
Cellular component (GO): nucleus
Molecular function (GO): RNA polymerase II cis-regulatory region sequence-specific DNA binding; DNA-binding transcription factor activity, RNA polymerase II-specific
Source: RefSeq, a predicted model, not a curated record